Molecule: messenger RNA, 2038 nt
Organism: Alnus glutinosa
Lineage: Eukaryota; Viridiplantae; Streptophyta; Magnoliopsida; Fagales; Betulaceae
Product: acylamino-acid-releasing enzyme-like
Exons: 7
Coding region: 1006-1713 (235 amino acids)
Biological process (GO): proteolysis
Molecular function (GO): serine-type endopeptidase activity
Source: RefSeq, a predicted model, not a curated record
AGGUAAUAUUGAAGUCACCCCCAAUACACCAUAGGAGAUCCCACCCACUAAGUAAGCCUGCUAACUCAUCCCAUAGUACUCUUUUGACAAUGUCAUCGUUAGGACCAUAAACACCCGCAAAGGCCCACUCAAAACUAUCAUCUACAGUCCUAAAAGAGCAAGCAACCGGAAAUUCCUCCACACUCAAUUUUCUCUACCUCCCUCUUGUCCCACAUUAACAAGAUCUCUCCGGACGCUCCUCUCGAAUCCAAAAAACUCCAAUCAACAUGACAGCUCCAUAAACUGCGAACAACAGCCCUCGACACAAACUCCAAUUUUGUAUCUUGAAGACAGGCGAUAUCAGCCUUCUAAUCUCUUAGAAUAUUUCUCACCCUCCAUCUUUUUACCCUAUCAUUCAAACCUCUCACGUUCCAAGACAGAAUCUUAGGCUUCAUGAUAGACAACUAGAGCCCCUCCCCUUGCCUUUACUAGGAUGACAACCCUCAAGAUCUUAAUUGAUAGAACAAGCUGACCUCUUCAACUCUUGUUGCUCUCUGUUUGCUGACUUAGAAAGAGAGCUGGAAGGACUAGCCUGGUUCCCCUGAAACUGCCCUGAUUCAAAAGUGGUGGGCAAUGCCAUCAAAUCCUCUUCAUACCCCUCACAAGACAGCCCCUUUAAUUUGUAGAAGCACUUAGCUUGCUGAACCACCCAAUCUGAGUAACCAGAAACAGAAAAAGGAACAACUGGCUCCUCAAGUACUGCAAGGGGACGGACACUCAAAGGUUCACUCCCCCUAGACUCAUCCCUGGGAAAAAAAAAAAAAAAAAACCAACUCUGAGGAGGGGUGCAGCUCAUCCCCUCUUACACUAAACGAGAGAACCCCAUUAACACAAUCUGCUGAAGGGGUAAUCCGCCGAAUGUCAAAGUCUUUGCCUACACAGCAACUUUCUUUGAUGUUCUUACUAGGAACCGGUAGACUCCUUCCAUCUCUUAAAGCUAACGACCACUCCAAGGCCCUGGGAUAGAUGGACAAACUUGAAUCACCGAAACGAGGAGCUACAUCCGCUACCACGACUGAGGAAUCGCCUAUGCGGGUACCCAUCUCCACCGACCCAUUUACUUCUGAAGCUCCGGCACCCAGAGGUUCAUUGGGAUUUGGUGAAGAAGCAUUGCAAUCUCUUCCGGGGAAAGUUGGGUCUCAGGAUGUCAAUGAUGUACUCACAGCGAUAGAUCAUGUAAUAGACAAGGGACUGGCAAGUCCUUCAAAAAUUACAGUACUUGGUGGUUCCCAUGGUGGCUUUUUGACAACCCACUUGAUUGGCCAGGCGCCAGAUAAGUUUGUUGCUGCAGCUGUGUGGAAUCCUGUCUGUAACCUUGCAUUGAUGGUUGGUACGACAGAUAUCUCUGGUUGGUGCUAUGUGGAGGCCUGUGGAAGCAAGGGGAAAGAUAGCUUUACUGAAGCCCCUCCUGCUGAACAACUGACUCUCUUUCACAGCAAGUCUCCUAUUUCACACCUCUCAAAGGUCAAAACACCAAUCCUUUUUCUUUUAGGUGCUCAGGAUCUCCGUGUUCCAGUUUCUAACGCAUUGCAAUAUGCCCGGGCCCUAAAAGAGAAAGGUGCUGUGGUUAAAGUCAUUGUGUUUCCCAAUGAUACUCAUGCAAUUGAUAGGCCGCAAUCUGACUUUGAAAGCUCUCUUAAUAUUGGGGUUUGGUUCAAGAAGUAUUGUAAAUGAGCAGGCCUUGCCCAACUGUGUUGUACCUAUGGGUUUUAUGUCCAAAUGUGAAGUAUUGAAUGUUUUAUUGUUUUCAGGAAGUUUGUAGGUCCCUUACAUGAACGCACAAUUUUUUGCCUUGCAAAAAUUGUUUGAUGGGGCAUGGGAAAUGUGUUCAUUUCAAUGUUCCAUUUCAGUCCAUCGCAUAAGAAUUUGCUAUGAUGGAGCAUGGGAAACGUUUCCAGUCCUCUUCAAGCCGAAGAGUUGUCUUGCAGCUGUGCCAUUUUAUGGGCUGCUCAACCAAUUUUCUCUCUUAUUGAAUUUUCACUGGGUCUAAAAUUCGUGA